AUGGGUGGUGCCAAGCUCGCUGCGAGCUUUUGGUGCACUCGCAAUCCGGAUGGUUCAUACGUUGGAACAGAAACCCUUGCGUGCUGCAACAACUGCAACGGCAAGCCCAUGGCCGCGUCAUGUCUGCCUACCAUCAGAGCCGAGGGGCGCAUCUACCGUACCCAGCCAUGCAACUGGUGCACGAUCGGUCCCCCCAUCCCUCUCUGCGCGUACGCCGGCAUCCCCAUCCACCUAUACCAGCUCCCCGGCGACUAUCGUUACAGGGCGUUUCGCGCCGAUAAAGCCAGAGGAUACUUUGCGCCGGCCGAAGCUAUUCGGAUUCGACCCCGGGCGCGGUCUGCGUCCCCAUCCUCCUCGACUCACCGUCGGCCCAUGUCCCCCUUGCCCAUGCACAAGCCGCGGGUGUGGGACAGCUUGAGUCUCCCGCAGGCUGUGCGGAGCGUCAGUGGUGGUGCUGGGGCCCUUGACAGGAUUUACGCACCGCAGCCACGCUUUGUUAUCCCCCAGAUUCGAAUUUCGCCACCCGAGAGCCAUGCGUCUUCUGUUACGGGUCUCGAUUCACCGCCGACGGAAACGAUCCUUGAAUCGCCAGAAUCACCAGACUCGGAUUCCUCGGGGUCAAACAAGAGCGUUUUCCACAUGAUCCCGGACGACAACAUGCUGCUCGAAGGGGACACAGAUGUCACGAUGGAGGAAGAAGAGACGCCGGCCAGCCCGGUCUUCAUUCAUACCGAAGAGGUUCCGGAAGAGGACAGUCCAGUACCCACGCCCCCGGCCUCUGUCCGCCGGAGCAGCUUGUCUACCACCACCACCCCGCCCGGCUCGCCGUCCAAGCAGACGCUGUUGGACAACAUGAUCCACGUCCACGACAAGGUCAUGGAGCUUCGUACUGAAAAUGUAUCCCUCCAACUGGAAGUGGCCACUCUCCAAUCCCACAACGAAGCUCUCAAGAACCAAAAUGAAACGCUCCAGCAAAGCCUCGACGCGAUCAUGACUGCUGGACCCAGUACCGGGACGGGCCACGCACACUCGCUCGAGGUUGUGGCGCUCAAGAACCUCAAUUCGUCGCUGUCGGACGAAGUGCACCGACUCAAUGCCAAGAUCACGGCCAUGUCGCUGGUUCAGGAGAAGACCAUGGAGGGGUGCAGGAAGAUCCUCGAGUGGGCAUAG
This is a messenger RNA of Apiotrichum porosum, 1170 nucleotides long. RefSeq lists its product as uncharacterized. The record is from RefSeq and is a predicted model, not a curated record. The coding region runs from base 1 to 1170 and encodes 389 amino acids. NCBI's taxonomy places the organism in Eukaryota, Fungi, Basidiomycota, Tremellomycetes, Trichosporonales, Trichosporonaceae. The transcript has 3 exons.